CACUGACGGGCACUGAUAGGUGGCACUGACUGGCAUUGAUAGGUGGCACUGACUGGCAUUGAUGGUUGACACUGAAAGGCAGCUCAGAUGGGCACUGAUAUGUGGCAUUGAUGUGGCACUGAAAUGCGGCACUGAUGGGCACUGGCAGGUGGCAUGGAUGAGCACUGAGAGCUGGCACUGAUGGACACUGACAGGUGGCACUGCUGGGGCUACACAGAUCAUCAGGGCACGCUGAUCAUCAGUGCUCUGAUGAUCUCUGUCAGCGUGACAGCUCAUGGGGAGAGAAAUGCCCAUAACCGGCAUUUCCCUGUUUACAUGUGAUCAGCUGUGAUUGGA
This is a messenger RNA of Staurois parvus, 336 nucleotides long. NCBI's taxonomy places the organism in Eukaryota, Metazoa, Chordata, Amphibia, Anura, Ranidae. The record is from the annotation of a GenBank genome assembly.